This is a messenger RNA of Lucilia cuprina (Australian sheep blowfly), 1894 nucleotides long. RefSeq names its product SET domain-containing protein SmydA-8 (gene SmydA-7). Lineage: Eukaryota; Metazoa; Arthropoda; Insecta; Diptera; Calliphoridae. The record is from RefSeq and is a predicted model, not a curated record. The coding region runs from base 532 to 1848 and encodes 438 amino acids. The transcript has 5 exons. Gene Ontology annotation, molecular function: protein binding.
UAAAACAACAACAACAACCAGCAACUCAGAAAACAAAUUAUACAAAAAAUAAUCUAAAACAAAAAUACACUUUUAGUAAUAAACAAAAAGUAACAAAGAAAACUAUUUAAUGUUUUCUCUAUAUGUUUUCUAAUUAAGUAUUAAAUUUUGUGUUAAACUUUUUUUACAAACAAAUAACUAAUUAUCCCAACAACCUUUUUGCUAACUAAUUACAACAAUAACAACAACAACAACUAAUAGUACACAUCCAAUAACAUUUGUGCUCAAACACAGCAGUUGCAAGCAGAAUUUAAGAAAUUUAAGGAAAUUUGUUAAAAAUUAAACAACAUGAACAAAAUUACAGUCUGUGCAACAUCUAUGGAUUCUUUGUGCACCAGAAACUAAAAUUACAAGCUGUGCAACAGGUUUCUAUGUGGUCCAGAUAAGGUCAAACUUUAAAUACACUUAGUAGCAGCUAUUGAUAUAGAACCCGGUGAUAUAUUAAUCGAGGAACAGCCCUUAUUGAUCACCACUCACUGGGAAUGUGAACAAAUGAAAUGCUCCAAAUGUUGUGAGGACUCUUUCGUCAUGUGCAAACAAUGUCAAUUUUUUCCCCUCUGUAUGGAUUGCAGUGAUCACGAUCGUUUUGAAUGUGAAUUUUUUCAAACACAAGCCAAACAUAUUUCCAAAAAUUUGCUCAUAAAUAAUUAUGCUCUCAAUGCGUUAAUUAAACUUUUAUUAUUACGUGAAAAUCCCGAUACAACAGAGAAAUGUCAAAAUCUUUUGCCACAUAAUUUCAAAUUAAAUGAAUAUCGCGAAAGUGAUAUAUGGCAAGAUCAUGAAGAGAAUAUUGUACAACCUUUAUUACAAUCGGGUUUUAUGGAUACUUUGUCUAGGGCCAAGGAGCAGGAUUGUUUAGAUGGUGAUCUAUUGCAUAAGUUAUGUAUAUUAAUAGAUGCAAACGCUUUUGAGGUGUCCAGUAAAGUGAUGGGUGAUUCGUUGAAGGGUAUUUAUGUACAUGCAGCAAAAAUGCCACAUCAUUGUGUACCGAAUGCAGCCACCUCGAUAGAUGAUGAAUAUAAUAUGAGAAUAUAUGCUGGAGUACCUAUUAAAGCGGGAGAGAUUAUUUAUAAUUCAUUUACAAAUCCAUUAAUGGGCACCAUACAACGUCAACUUCACCUACGAAUGACACGACAUUUUGAAUGUGACUGCAGUCGUUGUCUGGAUCCCACUGAAAUGGGUACCCAUAUGAGUUCGAUUAAAUGUAAACACUGUAACGAUGGCUUUGCCAUUUGCCAACGAGGUAAAUGGUCUUGUGAACAAUGCAAUAACACUACCGAUCCUAUACAAGUACAAAAACUACUCACAGAAGUCUCUGAGGCAAUGGCCAAUGUUAAUGGUGAUAUUAUGGUUUACGAGGAAUUACUACAUAAAUAUUCUGGAGAUUUUCAUCCCAAUCAUUUUCUUAUGAUUGAUAUAAAACAAAAUAUUGCCACUAUUUUAAGGAGUAUACUAAUGAAUCCCAUGUGUAAACCGGGCAAAGAGGUCUUAGAAAGACGUUUAGAUUUAUGCGAGGAAUUACUGCCAGUGGUGAAAUCUGUUAUACCGGGUUAUUCUAAAUUAUAUGCCAUAGCUUUGUAUGAGUAUUUGUUGUCAUUUCUAGAGUUAUCCGAAAUGGAUUUUCGUUGUAAAGAAUUGACCAAGGAUGUUUAUUUGAAAAAAUUAGAAUUUGCUAAAGAAAUUGCUGCCGAAGCAAAAGAGUUAUUAACGUUUGAGCCAGUUAAUUCACCAGAGGGUCAUCUGGUACGACGCAUCUCUAUACAACAGGAACAAAUUGAAGAAAAUUUACAUAAACUUUCUGCUAAAUAAAUUUAUUUUUUUUGAUUAUGUAAAAUAAAAUAUUUUGAUUUUUUUU